Molecule: messenger RNA, 3624 nt
Organism: Trichoderma breve
Lineage: Eukaryota; Fungi; Ascomycota; Sordariomycetes; Hypocreales; Hypocreaceae
Product: coatomer WD associated region domain-containing protein
Exons: 7
Coding region: 1-3624 (1207 amino acids)
Biological process (GO): intra-Golgi vesicle-mediated transport; endoplasmic reticulum to Golgi vesicle-mediated transport; intracellular protein transport
Cellular component (GO): COPI vesicle coat
Molecular function (GO): protein binding; structural molecule activity
Source: RefSeq, a predicted model, not a curated record
AUGCAGUCUUCCCCAGGAAUGUUGACCAAGUUUGAAUCGAAAUCCUCCAGGGCCAAAGGAAUCGCGUUUCACCCGAAAAGACCAUGGAUCCUUGUGGCCCUUCACUCCUCCACUAUCCAGCUCUGGGAUUAUCGGAUGGGAACAUUGAUAGAUCGAUUCGAAGAGCACGAUGGCCCGGUCCGCGGCGUUGAUUUCCAUAAAACACAGCCACUCUUCGUAUCUGGCGGCGACGAUUACAAGAUCAAAGUCUGGUCGUACCAGACCCGACGAUGCCUCUUCACACUGAACGGCCAUCUCGACUAUGUCCGAACCGUCUUCUUUCAUCACGAGCUUCCAUGGAUUCUGUCUUCGUCCGAUGACCAGACAAUUCGAAUUUGGAACUGGCAGAACCGCAGCUUGAUUUGUACCAUGACCGGCCACAACCACUAUGCCAUGUGCGCCCAGUUCCACCCCAAAGAAGAUCUGGUGGUAUCAGCCUCUCUUGAUCAGUCAGUUCGUGUUUGGGAUAUUUCGGGCCUGCGAAAGAAGCACUCAGCGCCGACGUCGAUGAGCUACGAAGACCAAAUUGCGCGUGCAAAUCAAAACCAAACUGAUAUGUUUGGAAACACAGAUGCUGUUGUCAAGUUUGUUCUGGAGGGCCAUGAUCGUGGUGUCAAUUGGGUGGCUUUCCACCCCACUAUGCCGCUGAUUGUUUCGGCCGGCGAUGACCGCCUGGUGAAGCUCUGGCGCAUGAGUGAAACUAAAGCUUGGGAAGUAGACACUUGUCGUGGCCAUUUCCAGAAUGCCUCGGGCUGUCUGUUCCACCCCCACCAAGACCUGAUUCUGUCGGCAGGAGAAGACAAAACGAUUCGUGUCUGGGAUCUCAAUAAGAGGACUGCUGUGCAAUCCUUUAAGAGGGAAAAUGACCGCUUUUGGGUUAUCGCAGCUCACCCUGAAAUCAAUUUGUUCGCAGCUGGCCAUGACAAUGGUGUCAUGGUUUUCAAGUUGGAACGCGAGCGUCCUGCUUCGGCUGUCCACCAAAACACCCUGUUCUACAUCACCAAGGAGAAGCACGUCAGGUCGUACGAUUUCCAGAAAGAUGUAGAAAGCCCGACGCUCCUGUCUCUCAAGAAACUGGGAAGCCCUUGGGUCAGCCCUCGGACACUGUCUUACAACCCUGCUGAGAGAUCUAUUCUCGUCACCACUCCUAAUGAUGGUGGCUCUUACGAACUCCUGAAUCUGCCUAGAGAUGGAUCUGGUGUAAUUGAGCCUACCGAGUCCAAACGGGGAUCAGGAAACUCCGCCAUUUUCGUUGCCAGAAAUCGUUUCGCUGUCCUCAAUGUUGCAAACCAAACCAUUGAUAUCAAAGAUCUGUCAAACAACACUGCUCGUUCGUUCAAGCCUCCAACUGGAACUACUGAUAUAUACUUUGGAGGCACUGGUAACCUUCUUAUUAUUACGCCAACGACUGUGUAUCUUUACGAUAUCCAGCAGAAGAAGAGCACUGCAGAGCUUUCCAUCAAUGGUGUCAAAUACAUUGUGUGGUCGAACGAUGGCCUUUACGCCGCCUUGUUGAGCAAGCACAACGUGACCAUUGUGACAAAGUCUCUUGAGCAGAUCAGCACUUUACAUGAGACUAUCCGCAUCAAGAGCGCCACCUGGGAUGAUGCGGGCAUUCUUCUGUACUCGACCCUGAACCAUGUUAAAUAUGCUUUGCUGAACGGCGACAAUGGCAUCGUUCGGACACUUGACCAGACGGUAUACCUUGUCCGCGUCAAGGGCCGAAAUGUCUACUGCUUAGAUCGAGCAGCGAAGCCUCGUAUUCUUCGUAUCGACCCAACGGAAUAUCGCUUCAAAAUGGCAUUGGUCAAGCGAAACUAUGAAGAAAUGCUUCACAUCAUCCGUACUUCUAGUCUUGUGGGCCAGUCUAUUAUUUCAUACCUCCAGAAGAAGGGCUAUCCCGAAAUUGCGCUGCAAUUUGUUCAGGACCCAACGACUCGGUUUGACCUGGCAAUCGAAUGUGGCAAUCUAGAAGUUGCUGUGGAGAUGGCCAAGGAGCUGGACAAGCCAAAGUUCUGGACUCGACUGGGCACCGAAGCAUUGGCCCAUGGCAACCACCAGAUUGUGGAGAUGUGCUACCAGAAACUGAAGCAGUUCGAUAAGCUGUCGUUCCUCUAUCUGGCAACAGGUGAUCACUCCAAGCUUGCACGAAUGGCCAAGAUUGCGGAGCAUCGUGGAGAUUUCACCUCGCGAUUUCAGAAUGCCAUCUACCUUGGCGAUGUGGAAGACCGCAUUCAAAUGUUGAAGGAGAUCGAUUUGUACCCACUUGCGUAUACAACGGCCAAAUCCCAUGGGCUGCAGGAAGAAUGCGAAGCUAUUCUUGAGGCUUCUGGUCUCACAGAAGACCAGCUAACCAUGCCCACCAUAGGCCAACCGUUGGUACCAUCAAAACCUGUGGUGUCGACGUUCAAACGCAACUGGCCCACCAAAGCUAGCUCACAGUCUUACUUCGAAAACGCUCUUCUUGGUCAGGUAGAGGGCUUGUCACUCGAAGAUGAACCAAAUCUCGCCAACGGAGCCGACGCUGAGCAUGUUGCAAAGGAGGAACCGGCAGGCGGACUCGCUGCUAUCCCUGGAGAAGAUGACGAUGAUGCGGCAGGCUGGGAUAUGGGUGAUGACGAGGUUCCUGAAAUCGAAAACGACUUUGUGAAUGUCGAUAGCGCGGAAGCAGGUGGUGCUGGAAGCUGCGAGGCCGAUGUCUGGGCGCGAAACUCGCCUUUGGCUGUUGAUCACGUUGCUGGAGGCUCAUUUGAAACGGCCAUGCAGCUCUUGAACCGACAAGUUGGCGCAGUCGAAUUUGCUCCUCUGAAGCCUCGAUUCUUGGAAGUGUACCAGUCUUCCAAGACUUUCCUUCCGGCACUUUCCAACUUGCCUCCUCUCGUCAACUACGUUCGCCGUACCGUUGAUGAAACGGACCUUCGAAAAGUUCUGCCUAUCAUCCCACGCGAUCUGGAGCAUCUGGCCUCCAAUGAUUUGCAAAGGGGCUACGACUCAAUGAAGGCGAAUAAGUUGGAAGACGGUGCCCAGAUCUUCCAGGGUAUCCUUCAUGCCAUCCUUGUCAAUGCAGUUUCCAGCGAGAGCGAAGUGGCGGAGGCAAAGAAACUGAUUGUUUCAGCGAGAGAGUACAGCAUUGCGAUGAACAUUGAGCUUGCCAGGAGAAACCUUGGUUCACUUGAUGAGAUCGCUCAAGACCCCGCGAAACUCAAGAAGAGCUUGGAGCUAUCCGCCUAUUUCACCAUUCCCAAGAUCGAGGUGCCUCAUCGACAGAUUGCACUGCUUAGUGCCAUCAAGGUGGCGAUAAAGAGCAAGAACUAUAACUCGGCUUUGGGUUUUGCAAACCGUAUCAUUGCUAAUGGAGGUUCCAGCAAGAUCGUUGAGAAUGCCAAGAAGACGAAAGCUCAGUGUGAAAGGAAUCCAAAUGACAGCAUUGAAAUCGAAUUCGAUCAAUUUGCAGAAUUCGAAAUUUGCGCCGCCAGCCAUACUCCAAUCUAUAGCGGUGCGCCAUUCGAGGAGUGUGCGUUUGAUGGCUCGAAGUACCACUCUAGCUUCAAGGGAUCAACACCUAAUUUGGACUUGGAAUUGUAA